AUGACUUCCAGCUACAAAGUACUGACAGCAUCCUGCCACUGCCACAGUGUGCAGUUUACCAUAACUGUGCCCAUCACUUCUUUACCAUUGAAGGUGCAUCUAUGCCAUUGCAGCAUCUGUCGCCACACACACGGUACACUGUGUACCUUUCAUGCUCGUUUGCCAUCUGGAGUCGAGCCACAGUUUAUUCCUCCAUCCGGCCUGGCCAAUUUGACUGGCUACAAACAUGCUACAGCGCUAUCAACGAGGUACUUUUGUAGUACCUGUGGCUGCCAUAUCGGGGAUCAGAUCCCAGACGAUGGCAUAUGGGUGAUCUCCAACGCAAUAUUUGAUGCCAACAAGGCAGAUCAUGGUGUAUGGAAGUUCAACACUCAUUUAUACCCGGACUCCGCACCUGACGGGGGAUUAUCUGCUCUGGUCUCCACAGUCGAUGAGCACCAUCUGGAGCUGGUCAGUCCCGAGCAUUCCUCGGACCCCAUCGCAGAUACACCACAGGGGAACGAGACAAGUGACAAAGAACUGCUCGCACAAUGCCACUGCGGUGGCGUGUCUUUUCAUAUAUCCCGACCACGAGCCGACUUUAUCGCCAGUCCAGCCGGCCACACUUGGCUUUCCCAAACUGACCAGACGAAGUGGCUAGCCUGCAUGGAUCUUUGUGACGAUUGUCGGCUAGUAAAUGGCACGAACGUCAUCGGGUGGAUGUUUGUCCCAGUGAACCAUCUCUCGCCUAAUCCAUCUCCCGAUCUACUCAUUGGGUCAGCCAAGGCCUAUCGCUCCACUGCGGAUGUGUUGAGAACAUUCUGCCGCACAUGUGGAGCAACAGUUUUUUAUAGCUGCGCUGAUAGACCAGAAAUAGUUGAUAUAGCCAUUGGAUUAUUAAGAGCAUCCGAGGGGGCUAUGGCUGAAGACUGGGCGCUGUGGAGGGCAGCUCGAGCCUCAUGGCCAGAGGACGGGCUGCAAUACCAUGCGGGGUUCAGCCAUGCAUUAAUUGAAGGAAUGAAGCAGUGGGGUACAGAGCGGGGCCAAUUGCAAGAUUUUGUCAUUCCAUGA
Molecule: messenger RNA, 1050 nt
Organism: Penicillium pulvis
Lineage: Eukaryota; Fungi; Ascomycota; Eurotiomycetes; Eurotiales; Aspergillaceae
Product: GFA family protein
Exons: 1
Coding region: 1-1050 (349 amino acids)
Molecular function (GO): carbon-sulfur lyase activity
Source: RefSeq, a predicted model, not a curated record